Molecule: messenger RNA, 1089 nt
Organism: Pangasianodon hypophthalmus (striped catfish)
Lineage: Eukaryota; Metazoa; Chordata; Actinopteri; Siluriformes; Pangasiidae
Gene: washc3
Product: WASH complex subunit 3
Exons: 7
Coding region: 144-767 (207 amino acids)
Biological process (GO): actin filament polymerization; exocytosis
Cellular component (GO): WASH complex
Source: RefSeq, a predicted model, not a curated record
GUGGUCACCAUGAGCGUCACAGGUCACGUUAAAAGUCACGGGAAGAGCUCUUCCAUAUGAUGUUUACUGAACAUUAAUAAAAUCACGCGAGCUGCGUUUAAACGUUAUUAAAGCUUUCUCGGCUUUUAUGAAGAGUAGUUAUCAUGGAUGAAGAUGGAUUACCGAUUGUGGGUUCAGGUGUAGAUCUUACGAAGGUUCCGGCGAUUCAGCAAAGAAGAAUCGUCGCUUUUCUCAACCAGUUCAUCGUCCACACGGUCCGCUUCCUCAACCGCUUUUCCACCGUGUGCGAGGAGAAACUUGCAACAAUAUCGUUACGGAUCCAGCAAAUCGAAACAACACUCAGCAUCUUGGAAACAAAGCUGUCCUCAAUCCCUGGCCUGGAGGACGUCACAGUGGACAGGGUGGACCACAGGCCUUCUGCAGAGACCAACGGACCGGCAGUGGGAUCCAGUACUCCUGCAGUCUCAGCUGCUCCUUCUCCUCCUUCUGAGGUUCCUGGACAAGGGCAGGAAGGCUCUCAGGGGCAUAAGGGAGAACCGGCGGCAGACAAUGUGAUGACCGUAGCGAAGGACCCACGAUACGCCAGAUACCUCAAAAUGGUGCAAGUGGGUGUUCCGGUCAUGGCGAUAAAAAACAAAAUGAUUCUUGAGGGUUUAGACCCCAGUCUCUUAGAUGCACCAGAUGCCCCGGUACCAGACGGUAGCAAGAAGGCGACUGAAGAACAAGAUGACAACAGCUCAGACAGCGAAUCGUCUUUCAGUGACUGAUUAGUCACUGACCUAAUGACCUAAUCACGGUCUUUAUAGUGAACCGGCCCACUGAGUAUUGACUCUGUAGCGGGUAAAUGUAUGUAGUGUACACGCCCAAGCUGUGGACGCUCACACGGACUACGCUUGUGCCAUAUGAGUGGCUUAGACGUGCCUUAGACCUGGCUUUGGGCAACCUACACAUCUCUCUUUACGUAGCAGUAAAGGUUUGGAUAAAUUUAGAAAUAGACAAGAAGAGAACUGGACUCAUUUCUUAAAAAUGUUUUGAAAAAAAAAUAAAAAAUCUUGAUUUUUCUCAUUAAUGUCGGCACUUGACUUUUAA